Messenger RNA from Sceloporus undulatus (fence lizard), 1655 nucleotides. RefSeq names its product mitochondrial ribosomal protein L50 (gene MRPL50). The coding region runs from base 473 to 949 and encodes 158 amino acids. The record is from RefSeq and is a predicted model, not a curated record. Lineage: Eukaryota; Metazoa; Chordata; Lepidosauria; Squamata; Phrynosomatidae. The transcript has 2 exons. Gene Ontology annotation, cellular component: mitochondrion; mitochondrial large ribosomal subunit.
ACAAUUCCCAUAAUUCCUACGCAUGAAGCGGUGACAUUUAAAGCGGAUUAUUCCUGCAGUGUGGAUGCAGCCUUGAAACUUAAUUAUAAAUAUUCUCAUCUUAAAAAGAACAGCUCAUAUUUGAACACUGGACUCAAUAUUUAUUGUUUUAUUUAUGUUUACAAAUGUGUCCAUCAAAAAAGAUUCACACUGUCUAAUUAAAAAACUGCCAUGGCAGUUAAAGUGGUGUCAAACUGGAUUAUCCCUACAGUGUGGAUGCAGCCAUAGCUCACAGGCCCAGUUGUUUGAAAGCCUAGAAGCGUCCCUGCAGUUUAGAGGAGGGUGUAUCUCUUUAUUUCCUAUCUCUAUGGAAAAGAAGCUCCUCCUAAUCCCAUGAUGCAACGGGCUUCCCCAGGAGGACACGCCUCCUUCUUUUCCCAUUGGCUCGGCCUCAGUGCCCUUAGAAGGGCGGAGGCUUCAGUGCGCGUCCAAGAUGGCGGCAUCCUCGGGGCUGCUGCAUAGAAUCUGGGGGCAUCGCUUGGUUCUGAGUCUCCCCGCGCGCAGGGCAUUGUGGGAAGGGCUGAGGAAGAAGGAGAAGGUGGCAGAGGUGGUGGAACCAGCUGUUCCAGUGAAUGAAGUGGUAGUUUGUCCACCACCACGAAGCAAAAAAUACAUCCCCCCUGCAGAUCUCCAAAGUCGCCUGGAGUCUCACGUUCGAGGGAUUUUUGGAUCUUCACUCUCGGGAGAUUGGCAAAAGGCAUCUUUGGGAGACAGCAGUUUAAAGUAUCGUCUGUUGGCACAGCUGGCAGCAGAUUUGGGCCGUGCUGUCCCGAAUUCCCAGCUCCAUCAGAUGAAGAGUGCCAGCGAUGUCUUGGCUUUCUACAGCAUACCUGUAAAAGACAUGUCAAAAUUUGAUGAAAUGAGUACCCAAGAGCUGCCCUCAAACCUGAAGAUCAACUGGCAAUACUGAGCCGAAUGAAGAUGGAAGUAUCUUUAUGAAUUCUUGCCUAUGUAAGAGUGUCAACAUAGGCUCAGAGAGGACUUGUACUUUCCAGCUCUCCUGAUAAAUGUUACUGUCCUUGCGAUUACUGUCCUUGCAAUAACAACACUUAUUCAUUGAAGGGGAUAAUUGAAGUAUAUUCUUAUGUCUACUCUGGUUAUGUUAUUUAAAGAAGACUUCCCCUUAAAUAUCAUUUGUUUGUAAAGAAAUGUUAACAGCAACAUUUGCUUUAGUGAAAAACACACAUUAUGUAUUAGAUCUGUUAAUCAUUGAACCAAUUUUUCUCUCAAGUUGCAGUAGUGUCUUUCAGAAAAGUGAGAGGAAGAAAUACACACAAUAGCUACAAGACAUUGUACACACAACCUAUUCUGUUAGCAUCAUUUUGUUCUCUAAUCUUUGUAUAAUUGAUGAACAAUUAGGAAAGUUAGGCAGUAUUUCUCCCGUUUUAUUAUUAAAGUACAGCAGGCAAAGAAUUCGGCUCUUUUGUAAGAAAAUAAAAUGAGAAAUUUUGGUAUAGAUUGCAUUGUGUAUAACCUUUCUACAAAAUUUGGGAUAACUGCUUCUUGCAAGGUGUGUAGAUAUGAAAUGACUUGACGAUUACACAGGCUUACAAUUAAUUUUAUCCUUUUAAUGUGGGGAGUUUUUAUAAUGCUUUAAAAUAAAAUUCCUCUGCUUA